UACUGCCCUUUUACUGGGAAUAAAGAGAUGCUUUAAACUAGGGGUAGCACCAGUACCAGGGGAGCUAAGGACCAGAACAUGUUUGUCACUAUCCUGUUUGGAGACAGCAGGAUGGAGAUGCUCAAUCUCAACUGUAAGCUUAUAAACUUCAUCCAUCAUUUAAAGGAGCGCUGUGGUAUGGACACAAAAGAGUGUGUGGACCUGGUGGACAGCAGUGGUACAGUGAUGAACCUGGAGGCAAUGCAGUACAGUGAGGCUCUAGCCAGCAGUGUGCUGGUAGAGAGACAGUACUACGUCCUCCUACAAGUCUGCCAUGAUGAUACUGGAGGUCGAAAAUAUGUGUCUCUCCUAAACAACUAUAGUCAAAGUCAUCCUGAGUUAGCAGAGCUGCUGAGGAAACUGUCAAACCCUGAGAAAGAGCGAGACAGAAAAAUCAGCAGAGAAUGGGCCCAGAGGAGCAGCCCCGGUAGCCAAACCAGGCGCAAGAAGGACCACCAAAUCAAAUCGUUUCUACACAAGUCAUGACAGACCUUUAAGUCAUGUCUCAUUAUUUUAUUCUGACAGAGGGAAGCAUCUGUUUUAUCAUGGCUUUAAUCUCACUGUAGCACAGAGAAAUGCUUUAACCACAGAGGUUUUCAAACAGCUGCCACAUAGAAAUCGCAAAGGCGAUGCGAUCGUCGGAUUGUUGCUGUGGACAUGAUUUCUCAGAGAAAUCUGAUCAGAUCAGAAAAUCAAAAACUAAUAAUAUGAAAAUAUAUAAAAUGACUAAAUCUGUUAAAAAUUGUACUUAGGUACAUAUUAGCUGUAAAUACAUAAGUAAAUGAACUAAAUAUAGAUACAGUUAAAGUAUAAAGUUUCCAUAAUGAAAAAAAUUCCAUCAAGUUCUAGAUGUACUACUGUGGCAUUAUGUAUGACAGUGUGUUAUUCUGUAUGUUGGGACACAUGCUUGAUUUCCUCACCUGGCAGCUAACAAUAGACGCAUCAGUGAAAAGAUGCUCUCUCUAUAUAUUUAAUAAUUGGAUGUCUAUAGGUAAAUGAUUAUAAGGUGAAGCAGAAUGUAUAAAGUAGAUGAAAUAAGAAAAACUAGAAUUUAACAAUGAUAAAAUAAUCUGUUAACACGUGGCAUACAUUACAAAAUGAGGAUAUGUAAAGACAUGCAUCCAGGCACAAGGUAAAUUUGUGAUGGUACAUCCUUGGGUAUUGAAUGUUCUGUAGUUUGUUGCAUUAUCCUUGACAUUUUGCAGAUAUGUUGAACGUGGGUCCCCUCUCUCAUCAUGUCCAAUAAACAAAACUGAUCUAAAAGA
Molecule: messenger RNA, 1304 nt
Organism: Monopterus albus (swamp eel)
Lineage: Eukaryota; Metazoa; Chordata; Actinopteri; Synbranchiformes; Synbranchidae
Gene: c8h22orf15
Product: chromosome 8 C22orf15 homolog
Exons: 5
Coding region: 79-525 (148 amino acids)
Source: RefSeq, a predicted model, not a curated record